AUAUAUUAUUACUACUCCAAUAAAUAUGGUAAUGACGGAAAGAAAGAAAAAAAUUAAAACAUUAUAACAUAACGCGUAUACACGCGUGACUAACAUAUAAAUCACUAUACGCGUUGUUGCAGGCAAUCGUACAAGGAGCCCGAACUACGGUUGGACGACUGCAGGAGACCCACAGUGGCACCGACAGAGAGCCCUUGGCCCAGGCCGGACGGUUGCAAACAACAGUUUGACCGGAUGACCGUGCACCGGGCCAGUUUUCGCGAAUGGCAGGACGUGGACCGGACGCGGCCCGCGGUGCCGGCCGAUCACGAGCUCGUGGGCGGCACCCAAGAACGCAUGCAGAACGUGACGUCGCAGCGACACGACUUCGUGACCAAGUGCCUGCCGGAAGCUCAAAGGCAGCGUGCCACCGGGCCGCCGGAAACCAUUGGCCACAACUGCGGCAGCGGCCCGUGCCCCAUGACCAGCAAGACCACCACGGCGGACGCGUUCGGGUUCACGUGCAAUUCGGACGGACGGCGGCCACUGGCGCGGCCGUCCACCGCCUCCUGGUCGCAGGGCCCGAACUUGCUAAUGGCCAAAGAAACGGAGACCAGUUCGAGUUAUCAGCAGUGGGGCCCGCUGACGAUAAGCCGGCCACAGUCGCUGGCCGCGUACUGCCGGUCGGAAGAGCCUGUCAACGGCCGCACCGUGUACACCGUCAGUUACCGUCCGCCCGGCUCGUUCCGCGACCCGUUGCCGGGCGAACAGCUACCGGCUGAUGGGUACAGGCACAGUAAGUCGGAUAAGGCUGAACCCCACCAACCGUUUUACCCGAGGGCACACGAUUACAAUUUGUAUCCUCAAUAAUACACAAUUAUAAUUAACACAUUUUACAAUUUGUAUCCUCAAAAGUUGUAAUCAUGACAUCAUGUGCUCUUGGGUAAAACGGUUGGUGGGUCUCAGCCUCGUCUGACUUAUUGUACAUGUAUGUUACACCUAUUUUUAGGGAUUAUAUUUUAACUAAAUACAUUAGGGAAUUUUAAAUUCAUACAGUUUGUUGAUAUUUUUGGGAAUCAUAUUAAUAAGGUAUGGGAAAAAGAUUAGAAGAACAAGAUUUAGUGUUUUGCAAAUUAUGCGUCUACAAUCUAUACAUAACACUAAAACCGGAUUCAAAAUGAUCGAUUUUGCGGUUUUCAAUGUAUAGCUGAUAACAAAUGAGUAGUUUUAUGUGUUUAAGUCUGUAGAGUUAUACCAUAUAAUUACUAUAAAAAUAAUAUAUGUUAUUAAGCAUAAGUGAUACUCAUAGGUAUAUAAUUUAUUUUAAGUGUUAGGAUUUGGGAAAAUAAGAAUGAUGACUGAAUCAGUUGAACAUGAAUUCAAAAGAGAUUUUAUGAAACACGCUGCUGACACCUCGGUGGUUUUAAUCCAUCAGCCGAGUGAAUUUAAAGAAAAAUAAUGCACUUUAUUAAUAUCAUUUUUAUCUUAAUCCACAUUUCUUUAUAGCCUCCUGGCUGUUAUUUAUUAUUUACAUAUAUAACAAUUUAUUUAAAUCGAUUUGAUAUUUACAUAUUUUCAGAACACUGAAUAAUAUAUGGGUCCACUGA
Rhopalosiphum padi (bird cherry-oat aphid) is the source of this 1586-nucleotide messenger RNA. RefSeq lists its product as uncharacterized. The record is from RefSeq and is a predicted model, not a curated record. NCBI's taxonomy places the organism in Eukaryota, Metazoa, Arthropoda, Insecta, Hemiptera, Aphididae. The transcript has a single exon. Bases 235 to 849 code for a protein of 204 amino acids.